GCGGGGCUCCGGGUAGCGACAGGGUCCGCAGCGCGAUGGCUCCGCACAGGCGGGCGGGGCCCAAGGCUGCCGAGAGCGGUGGGGGCAGCGCGGGGACCUGGGCGGACAGGGGGGAGCGGAGGCGCCUCAGCAGUGUGAGGAAAAGCAGAGCCCACCAAGAGUCACGGAGGAAGUGGCUGAAAGUCGCAUUCCUAGUCUCCUCUGCUGUCCUCAUUAGCCUCUUGAGCUGGAGCUACUUGGUCAGCGAAGAUGGGGUCGCCGAGGUUCUGGCUCACUACAGCGAAAGUCUGCAGGACAGAUUCAUUGAGGUGCCCUGCUCCGAGGACUAUGACAGCCAUAAAAGAUUUGAAGGGUGCACUCCUAGAAAGUGUGGAAGAGGCAUAACAGACGCAGUAAUCACCAGGGAGGAAGCUGAAAGAAUCCGUAGAAUAGCGGAGAGGGGACUGUCCUUGGGAGGAUCUGAUGGAGGGGCUUCAAUCUUGGAUUUGCAUUCUGGAGCUCUUUCAGUGGGGAAGCAUUUUGUUAAUCUGUACAGAUACUUUGGGGAUAAAAUUCAAGAGAUCUUUACAGAAGAGGAUUUCCAGUUAUACCGUGAUGUAAGGCGGAGAAUUCAGCAAACAAUAGCUCAGGCAUUUGGUAUCAGCUCCUCUUCCAUGUAUCUGACCAAGCCAACCUUCUUCUCAAGAAUAAACAGCACAGAGGCCAAGACAACGCAUGAUGAGUACUGGCAUCCGCACAUUGACAAGGUAACCUACGGCUCCUUUGACUAUACAUCUCUGCUUUAUCUGUCUGACUACACCGAAGAUUUUGGUGGUGGACGAUUUGUGUUCAUGGAUGUCGGUGCUAACAGGACUGUAGAACCCCGAGCAGGUCGGGUUUCCUUUUUCACCUCUGGGUCGGAGAACCUUCAUCGAGUGGAAAAGGUUCGCUGGGGCACUCGUUAUGCCAUUACCAUCUCCUUCACUUGCAAUCCCGACCACGGCAUUGAGGAUCCAGUCUUAACGUAAUCUGUCCUGGGAGAGAAUGUGAGGUCGAAUGGAAUGAUAGGAGAAACCCUGUGAGGGAAGAAAAUGGAGAUAAUUUCCUGUGUAAAUUCCCAAUCAAUUAAAAUUUCCCUACCCUGUAUUUAAUAUAAUGUAACAUCAUUUUCACACAUCUUCCUCCAUAAGUGUUGCAAACAGUGCCUUAAGGACCAUAUUUAAUUCAACAUUCUGUUAAAAAAAGGGUGUGUUUUUUUUAUUCAUCCAAUUGAGAAAACAAGUCCUUUUUUAUUUUAGGUUACUUCACUUUGGGGAAUGCAGAGAAAAUGUAUUGAACCAAGUUCUACUGGGCCCUGUGCCAUUGUUAGCUGCUGUAACAGACCAGAAUUUGGCCCUUUAAAUCUUGUCAUCUUCAUCUGGUCCCAACACCUAAGAUAGAACAAGAAGGACAUUAUCCUCACGUUGGCCAGCCUUUGUUCUUCUUGCAACGGAUUCUCUUAGUCAUGGGCAUUAUUUGCAAACACACGUGGUUUUGUCUACUGGAACUUACUUGAACUGUUCUUUAAAUUACUACAGAUAUUUAAAGCUAAACACAGGGGGCGGGGAAGGGGGAAGACAUAGUCUUACCUCACCUAAUGCAGGUGAGGAGUGUUUAGUAUCAAAUAAAAUUAGGAAACUAAAUUGUCUGUUUGGUGAGUCAAUAGCCUAGGGCUUCAAAAGAGUAAUCUUAGUAGGGCAACAGGGAUGGCUAAAGUGCUAACAGGAUGUGUCGUAUUGGUCUUGGCUCUGAUCAGGAAGAAGCAUUUGCUGUACUUGGCCUUGGGGUUGUUCUUUUUUUUUCAGCUGCAGCUCCCUAGUGAACAUGAAGGUAGUUGCACUCAGCUGUUCGUGUGAAUUGUUUUGUUUGAGCAUUUUAAAUGUUUAAUUCUUUAAAUAUAAUUAAAGGAAAAUUCAAAAUGAAAAAUAGUUUCAAAUUUA
Messenger RNA from Chelonoidis abingdonii (Abingdon island giant tortoise), 1958 nucleotides. RefSeq names its product 2-oxoglutarate and iron dependent oxygenase domain containing 3 (gene OGFOD3). Gene Ontology annotation, molecular function: oxidoreductase activity, acting on paired donors, with incorporation or reduction of molecular oxygen; iron ion binding; L-ascorbic acid binding. NCBI's taxonomy places the organism in Eukaryota, Metazoa, Chordata, Testudines, Testudinidae. The record is from RefSeq and is a predicted model, not a curated record. Gene Ontology annotation, cellular component: membrane.